CUUGGGGUCGGGAAGGAGAACGGAUGUGAGGCUGGCACUACAGAAAACCGGGAGCGCGAGACUUGAGGUCCCGGAGUCCAUCUCGAGGGCAGCUCAGGGGCCCCCAGUUUAGGACCCGAGAGGGAGCAUGCCCCUCGAAGGAGCCCCGAUUCCCACUUCGUCUGCUUUGGGCCCCGGGACCUUUGUGUGGGCUCCGUUGAGGGCCACCUGGGACAAUGCCCAAGCAUUGCUCUCACCACUUCGUGGUUCGGCCCCGCCCAGACCCGGGGGAGACCACGCGCUGGACGGGAUGGGAUAAAGAGGCUGUCAGGGCCCCAGGAGUGGCCAAGGCGGGGCCAUUCAAAGGACCUAUACAGCACGGCAGGCUUUCUUGAGGAAGGACAGACUCUUACUCCAGAGGCUUCAAUCCGGGGCUCCUUAUUCUGCGGCCCUUUAGGGCCCAAACUUACCUUGGCCUCCGGCGCAUUGCUCCCCGACUAGUGGUGGUGGAGGAGGAGCUCCAAAUUUGGGCCACUUGGGGCCCUGCGCUCUGCUGCCUCAACCCGUGCCCUCUGAGAACCUCCUGGCUCCCUCUCCGCCUCCGCUCUUUCUCGCGGGCCUCCUGGGUCUGGCUGACACUGCGCGCCAGAAUCUCCCGCUAUUUGGCUGCGCUCCUUGCCUUGGGCCAGGUCUCAGCCGCGAGUUGCUCCCAGUGCCCACUUAGUCCUUGCUAGCUGCUGAAUGCUCGGGGAUUCUCUUGGAGCAGAGAGUGCCGGUAUGGGAGGAGAAGGCCCUGGCAGGAGUUGCUGGUGCUGAGCACCUGGAAUGUCCAGACAGCAGGCUUUCUUUCCCACGUGCGAGAUUCUUGGCGCGCGGGGCCCACCAAAGGAGUGUGAAUGGUGGAGUGGGCAAGAGUGGUAACUGACAAUGAAGGGAGAAAUGGUCUGGCAACGGUUUGGAAAUAGGCAAAGAAGAGCGGGAAUUGAGUGAGCACGGAAACGGUGCCAGAGGGGUGGCGGCUGGAUUUCUCAGUGUGCGCAAAGGCAAGACUUGUGUUGCCCGGGCAGGGUUUGGUCUGUGGGGUGUGUAAUAAGAAUGGAGAAUCCAGAAGGUGGGGCAGCAGGAUGAACUCCACGGGAGGCACACUUAGGAGACUGAGGACCGGGAAUGCCAAGGGGAUGAGACCGGGCCAACUGAGAAGAGUGAGUGCAGGAGGCGGAUCCUGGGCGCGUGAGGGCGACAGUCGGAGUGCGGGGCAUGAACCUGGAGGGCAGCGGCCGAGGAGGAGAGUUCGGCAUGAGCUCGGUGAGCUGCGGCAAUGGGAAACUCCGCCAGUGGCUGAUCGACCAGAUCGACAGCGGCAAGUACCCAGGGCUGGUGUGGGAGAACGAGGAGAAGAGCAUCUUCCGCAUCCCCUGGAAGCACGCGGGCAAGCAAGACUACAACCGCGAGGAGGACGCCGCCCUCUUCAAGGCUUGGGCACUAUUUAAAGGAAAGUUUCGAGAAGGCAUAGAUAAGCCAGACCCUCCUACCUGGAAGACACGUUUGCGGUGUGCUUUGAACAAGAGCAAUGACUUUGAGGAACUCGUGGAGAGGAGCCAGCUGGACAUCUCAGACCCCUACAAAGUAUACAGGAUUGUUCCCGAGGGUGCAAAAAAAGGAGCAAAGCAGCUCACCCUGGAGGACCCACAGAUGACCAUGAGCCACCCCUACACCAUGACGACUCCUUAUACCUCACUCCCAGCACAGCAGGUUCAUAACUACAUGAUGCCACCCCAUGACCGAAGCUGGAGAGAAUAUGUCCCUGAUCAGCCCCACCCAGAAAUCCCGUAUCAAUGUCCUGUGACGUUUGGAUCCCGCAGCCACCACUGGCAAGGCCCGGCUUGUGAAAAUGGUUGCCAGGUGACAGGAACCUUUUAUGCUUGUGCCCCGCCUGAGUCCCAGGCCCCUGGAAUCCCCAUAGAGCCAAGCAUAAGGUCUGCUGAAGCCUUGGCGCUCUCAGACUGUCGACUCCACAUUUGUUUGUACUACCGGGAGAUCCUGGUGAAAGAGUUGACCACAUCUAGCCCAGAGGGCUGUCGGAUCUCCCAUGGGCAUACCUACGAUGCCAGUAACCUGGACCAGGUUCUUUUCCCCUACCCAGAAGACAAUGGCCAGAGGAAAAACAUCGAGAAACUUCUGAGCCACCUGGAAAGGGGUGUGGUCCUCUGGAUGGCCCCCGACGGUCUGUAUGCCAAAAGACUGUGCCAGAGCAGGAUCUACUGGGAUGGGCCUCUGGCACUCUGCAGUGACCGACCCAAUAAACUGGAGAGGGACCAGACUUGCAAGCUCUUUGACACACAGCAGUUUUUAGCAGAGUUGCAAGCUUUCGCUCACCAUGGCCGUCCCCUGCCAAGAUUCCAGGUAACUCUGUGCUUCGGAGAAGAGUUUCCAGAUCCUCAGAGGCAAAGGAAGCUCAUCACUGCUCAUGUCGAACCUCUACUAGCCAGACAACUAUAUUAUUUUGCUCAGCAAAACAGUGGACAUUUCCUGAGGGGCUAUGAUUUACCUGAACACAUUAACAGUCCAGAGGAUUAUCACAGAUCUAUUCGCCACUCGUCCAUUCAAGAAUGAAAAUGUCAAGACAAGUGAUUUUGUUUCAUUGUAAAUAUCUGACUUUGACAGGAAAAGCUGAUUGAAAUCCCUCUUUUUCUUUUGAGAAACUUGGAAAUUGGGGCUUCAAUUCAACACUUGAGGAGAACCUCAGCAAGAAUGGGUGUAAAAAGGCCUGCUCCAUCUAAUUGACAGAUGAGCUUAUGCAAAAAGGAAGAAAGGUUUUCAGGGUCUUCCAUAGACUGCCAUCUUUGAUGAUUACUGUGAAAAUUGACCAAAGGGUGUGUUUACAUUUACUUAAAUGCUAUCUUUAAUUUGAUGUGGAUUAUUUUUCACUUGAAAACUGAGAAAACUUGUGUUUCAGUAUUGACCACUGACUAGAUGGAUAAAAGCACGUAAGUGUUGUACUAUUUCUCAGGGAAAUAAUAUCUAAAUUUGAAGUGACUCUGCCCACAAAAGAAAUGUAUUAAUGCACAUAGAAGAUGUUGCUCUUAAAGAAAAUGCUUGCUGUUAGAAAGAGAAUCUUUGACUGAGGUUGCCUCAGUCAGUGCCUCCAGCUUUGGGGUGGCUAAUCAUCCCCCUCUGGCCUGGGUCUCACCCAGCAUGGACUUCCCUGCCCUGUCUCUCACUGCCCCCCAUUUGCUCUCUCUCCUUGGGUGCCCCUGGGAGCCAGUUGUAUUUUCUGGAACCAAAAAGCAUUAGGGCUACCCUUGAUUAGUGUAUUUUUGUCAGUUCUACAAUCUUGUAAUGACUGCUUAAGAUAUUUUUUGUUUUUCUUUUUCUCAUUCUGUAGAAAUUAUUGCUAAAGCUUUUUUCUCAAAAAAGAAAAAAAAGAUCAACAAUCCAAGUACUAAAGAUAUAUUUUUGAAACUCGGUGACAUUUCCCCUCUUACCCUGUUUGUUUUGUUUGGCUAUCAGUUAGUUAUCCAUGACAACACUAAAGAGGAGGAGCCGAUGCUUUUCAAUUUGGUGAACUCUGUUAGGAAAGAUGAUGACAGGAUUUCACUGAUUGCAUAACUGCAGACUCAGUGCGCUGUUUUUGCUUAUUUUGUAUAUUAUAUGCUUCCUCAUGCCAAUAUGGUUUGACAGGACCUUAAAAUUACUGGGCUUUUUCCAAAUACAUCUUUUUAUAGAAUCACUAAGAUCUCCACAUGCUUAAGUAAACUCAAUCACUUCCUUGUUGAUUGUUUUGGAAAAGUACAGAUGUUGAGACUGAUGCUGGCAACUGAUAUUUUUAUCAUACUACAAAAAAACUGCCAUUAGUUUCAGGCACAGCAAAAGACUUAGCAGUUCUCAAAUAUAUGCCACUCUUCUUCUAAUCUAUAUUUUUAAAUUCAUUCAACAAACUGUAUCCCUUGCAUUAGACAGAUUAUAUUUAGCCUUUAUCCAGUUUAGUAAGCAAUUAAGCAUGGAAAUAUCAUUUUUUUAACUUUUAAAAGGGUUUUUU
Molecule: messenger RNA, 4018 nt
Organism: Lontra canadensis (Northern American river otter)
Lineage: Eukaryota; Metazoa; Chordata; Mammalia; Carnivora; Mustelidae
Gene: IRF4
Product: interferon regulatory factor 4
Exons: 9
Coding region: 1237-2592 (451 amino acids)
Biological process (GO): immune system process; regulation of transcription by RNA polymerase II
Cellular component (GO): nucleus
Molecular function (GO): protein binding; RNA polymerase II cis-regulatory region sequence-specific DNA binding; DNA-binding transcription factor activity, RNA polymerase II-specific
Source: RefSeq, a predicted model, not a curated record